Molecule: messenger RNA, 854 nt
Organism: Humulus lupulus (European hop)
Lineage: Eukaryota; Viridiplantae; Streptophyta; Magnoliopsida; Rosales; Cannabaceae
Product: 18.5 kDa class I heat shock protein-like
Exons: 1
Coding region: 219-683 (154 amino acids)
Biological process (GO): protein folding; response to salt stress; response to heat
Source: RefSeq, a predicted model, not a curated record
AUCCAUCUAGAAUGCUCUCAAAGCAGAUAGAAAAAAAAUAGACAAGCGGUUUGUAGAAUCUCUGAGAAAGUACUGGAUUUCUUCUCAUCUAUACUAUAAAUUCAGAGACGGACUCGUUCAUUUCCCAGACCGAGACAGACACAGAAUCAAGUAAUCCAAUCAAGCACAACCUUUCUCAGCUACCCAAGUUUUCUAUACCCAGACCAAGUAAAAAAAAAAUGGCAAUGAUUCCAAGCUUGUUCGGUGGUCGAAGGAGCAACAUCUUCGACCCGUUCUCUCUGGACGUGUGGGAUCCUUUCAAGAACUUUCCUCUCUCCGUCCCCGAUGUCUCGAGGGAGACUUCUGCCAUGGUCAACGCUCGAGUUGAUUGGAAAGAAACUCCGGAGGCUCACGUGUUCAAGGCCGAUGUACCCGGGCUGAAGAAGGAAGAGGUGAAGGUGGAGGUCGAAGAGGACCGAGUGCUGCAGAUCAGCGGCGAGAGGAACGUGGAGAAGGAAGACAAGAACGACACUUGGCACAGAGUGGAACGCAGCAGCGGGAAGUUCUUCAGGCGGUUCCGGCUGCCGGAGAAUGCGAAGUUGGAUCAGGUAAAGGCUUGUAUGGAGAAUGGAGUACUGACUAUUACUGUUCCUAAGGAGGAAGUCAAGAAGCCUGAUGUUAAAGCUAUUGAUAUCUCUGGUUGAGUGAGAUCGUUUUUGAUAUUGUGAUUAUGAGAGUAUUAUGGCUUUGAGGAGUGCAUAGUGUGUGUUUGAUUUUAUGUUUUGCUGGGAGUUAGUAAUGAGUGAAAAUAUUGUAUAUGAAUAUGUUAAAUAUGUGACUAAAUUUGUAAUAUGCAAUACCUAUUUUUUUUACUA